AUGAAUUUGACGGUGAGAAAUGGAGGCAGAAUCCGACGGUUUUGUGCGGCUUCGAUCUCAUUCCUUGAGAAACCGGUAGAGAAGUUUGUGCAGCAUGAGGCCCGUAUCUCGAAUCAAGUCGCUACUUCCGAUGCGAACACUCAACUUCAAAUUCUCAUCAAUUCCGGGAAUCUGCGAGCUGCUCGCCAAAUGUUUGAUAAAAUGCCACACAGAGAUGUCUCUUCAUGGACAACCAUCAUGCAGGGAUACGUAGCUGCAGCGAACUCAGACGAAGCACUGAUUCUAUUCUCUGCAAUGCGUGUUGAUCCUAAUGUCUCAGCCGAUAGCUUCGUUCUAUGUGCUGCACUCAAGGCUUGUGGUCAAAGUUCCAACGCUGCAUAUGGAGAAUGUAUACACGCUUUUGCCGAGAAAACUUUUCUGCUGAGGUCUGUCUUCGUGGGGAGUGCUUUAGUGAAUAUGUACAAGUGUAUUGGAAAGAUUGAACUGAGUUGCAGAGUUUUCAGUGAAAUGCCUUAUAAAAAUACGGUAACAUGGACAACAUUCAUAACGGUGCUUGUUCACGCCGGUCGUUACAAGGAAGGACUCAUGUACUUUUCCGAGAUGUCCAGAUGGGGACAUCUUUCUGAUGAUUAUGCAUUUCCUACUGCCUUGAAGGCUUGUGUCGGUUUGCGUCAAGUUAGGUACGGUAAGGAGAUCCACACUCAUGUGAUAGUGAAAGGCUUCGGUGCCAUUCUCUGUGUGGCUAACGCGCUCGCUACAAUGUACACUGAAUGUGGGGAAAUGCAAGACGGGCUGCGUUUGUUUGAGAGUAUGAGUGAGAGGGAUGUGUUUUCAUGGACAAGCCUUAUCGUGGCGUACAGUAGAAUAAUGGGUCAAGAGGAAAAAGCGGUUAACACAUUCUUACAGAUGAGGAAUUCUUCUCAAGUACAUCCCAAUGAACAAACUUUUGCAACUAUGUUUGCUGUGUGCGCGAGUCUUUCUAGGCUUGUGUUGGGCGAGCAGCUCCACGGUAACGUUUUCUCUCUAGGGCUUGGAGAUACUUUGUCAGUGAGUAACUCGAUGAUGAAGAUGUAUUCAGCAUGUGGGAAGUUAGACUCUGCUUCUGUUUUGUUUCGAGGCAUGAGAUGCAGAGACAUUAUCUCAUGGAGCACUAUCAUCGGAGGGUACUCUCAAGCCGGUUUUGUAGAAGAAGGUUUUAAGUAUUUCUCGUGGAUGAGACAAGCAGGGCCAAAACCUACCGACUUUGCUCUUGCGAGUUUGCUGAGUGUCUCAGGAAACAUGGCAGUUCUUGAGCAAGGCAGGCAAGUUCAUGGGCUUGCGAUUUAUCUUGGUUUAGAGCAGAACCCCACGAUUCGUAGUGCGCUGAUUAACAUGUACUCGAAAUGUGGAAGUAUCAUAGAAGCUUCGAAGGUAUUUGAAGAAAUAGAUAGAGCUGAUAUCGUUUCUUUGACAGCUAUGAUCAACGGAUAUGCAGAACAUGGAAAGUGCAAAGAAGCGAUUGAUCUGUUUGAGAAGAGUCUAGAGCUUGGUUUCAGACCUGACGACGUAACUUUCAUCAGCGUACUCACCGCCUGCGCUCACUCGGGACAGCUUGAUCUCGGUUUCCACUAUUUCAACAUGAUGCAAGACAAGUACAGUAUGAGACCGGCCAAGGAACACUAUGGUUGUAUGGUUGAUCUGUUGUGUCGAGCUGGACGGCUAAGUGAGGCAGAGAAAAUGAUCAAUGAGAUGCCAUGUAAGAAGGAUGAUGUAGUCUGGACCACACUUCUGAGAGCGUGUACGGCCAAAAGAGACGUUGAGCGUGGAGGAAGAGCGGCCGAGAGGAUUGUAGAGCUGGGUCUUACUUCUGCUACUGCAUAUGUAACACUGGCCAAUAUAUAUUCAAGCAGAGGGAAAUGGAAAGAGGCUGCAGAUGUAAGGAAGAGUAUGAAAUCAAAAGGUGUGAUCAAAGAGCCCGGAUGGUCAUCGAUUUUGAUCAACGGUCAGAUAUCAGCGUUUGCAUCUGGAGGUCAGUCCCAUCCACAAUGCGAAGAUAUAUACAGUAUCUUGGAAUUAGUAGUACAUGGUGCAGACGCUCGCUCCUAG
This is a messenger RNA of Microthlaspi erraticum, 2085 nucleotides long. The record is from the annotation of a GenBank genome assembly. NCBI's taxonomy places the organism in Eukaryota, Viridiplantae, Streptophyta, Magnoliopsida, Brassicales, Brassicaceae.